Molecule: messenger RNA, 5578 nt
Organism: Mercenaria mercenaria
Lineage: Eukaryota; Metazoa; Mollusca; Bivalvia; Venerida; Veneridae
Product: medium-chain acyl-CoA ligase ACSF2, mitochondrial-like
Exons: 2
Coding region: 86-1762 (558 amino acids)
Source: RefSeq, a predicted model, not a curated record
UAUGAAUAUUAUAAGAUUCAUUAUGCAUUACUUAAACAUAGUUUAUCUUUCAUACGAUCAUAUAACAUCAGGCGCGUGAAAGAAAAUGGCUAAUAUUUACGCGAAAAGUCAUAUUGGGAUUUCAGAUUAUCAUAAAGAAAUACGUGUUAAGAACAUAAAAGAAUGUGUUGAGGAGAAUUCAAGGAUAAAUCCAGAUAAAGAAGCUUUCGUUUUUGUUUCAACAGAUGGUGGAAGACAGAAUCUUACAUGGUCAGUACUUUACGAAAGAUCAUGUGCCGCAGCAAGAUCAUUUAUUCGGCUCGGAGUGAAAAGGAAGGAAAUUGUUGCCAUUAAUCUUCGAACAUGCCCUGAAUGGCUUUAUGCGACGUUCGGGGCGAUGAUAGCAGGCGCGAUCCCGGUAAGUGUUUCGUUCACCUAUACAGAUGGCAGUGACUUGGUAGCGUUGAUGCAGAAACUACAACGUUGUUCUCUUCUCAUUAUGGAUCCUGGACUGGAUAACGUUAACUGGAACAUUGUACAGAAGCUACUUGAUGCGAAUAGUGGAAAUGGAGCGGUUCAUUCUUCAAAAUUGCCGUAUCUUAAGUACCUGGUAGGUGUCGGCUUUGAGGACUGCUUAGCUCUUGUGAAAAGUUUUCAUGAUUUACUAAACGGAACUAACACCGAUGCUUCUUUUCCGGAUAUAGAAACUGGAGAUGUUGCUGUCAUGUUACAGACCUCUGGCAGCACGGGAGUGCCAAAACUUGUAGCACAUACACACGCAUCUCUCGUCUCUCUUAUUGGCUCUGACAUGAUACCUCUUGACGAGAGCUAUAGAUUGUUCAACGAUCGUCCAUUUAACUGGAUUGGAGGGUUUCCAUUUUCUGUUGUGACAGGGCAAACGAGGGUGACAAUAUUAGGAUUCUGCGAUCCGUCAAAGAACAGAGUCUCCUUUAUGAAAGAGGUCAUAGAAAAGGAGAGAUGUUCACUGAUAGUAGCGUUGCCUCCGCUGAUGGCGGAACUUGCACGAGUACAGGAUGAGCUGCCUUCUGAUUGGCCAGUCGUGGGAAUAGUCACGGGAGGCCAGCCAAUGACAAAAGCCUUAACGGAAAGCAUUGGAAAAGCAGGGAAGUUUCUUUGCUGUGUUUAUGGGACAUCAGAAACGAUAUUUUUAACCCAGAUUUUGAUAACAGAGGGCGACAGUUUUACUGAAUAUGCAUGCGGUACACCGUUAAAGAUGAAAGGGAUUGAAAUGAAAAUUGUUGAUGAGAGUGGCAAAACAGUACCUGUGAAUACAAGAGGUGAAAUAUAUGUUAGAUCACCUGGAAUGUUCAAAGGGUAUUUCAAUGAUCCUGAGAAAACUAAAGCUGUAAUGACUGCCGACGGAUGGUAUAAAACAGAUGAUAUCGGGCGUAUGACUGAGAAAGGGGAGUUUUUUGUUGAAGGCCGAAAAUCUAAUAUGAUAAUUUCGGGAGGAAUGAAUGUUGCCCCCGAAAUUUUAGAGCAAGUGAUGAAAACAUUUCCUGGAGUAGAGUCAGCCGUCCUUGUUCCGAUACCAGACGACGUUUACUAUCAGGUUGUGUGUGCAUGCGUUAUUAAAAAAGCUGGUAGUGACAUCACUGAGAAGCUGCUUCAAAAAUAUUGCGAAGAUUUUCAUACAGAUAAGCCAGGGCUUUUUACCGUACUACCAAAGUAUUACCUGAUCAUGGAAAAACUGCCAGAAACAAACACAGGAAAAACAGACAGAAAAGAAAUUGAAAGACUUGCUUGCAGCAAAUUUAGAUAAAUUCUUUCAUAGUUAAGAUUGUAAUAACUGUUCACUAGUUAUAUAUCUUGGAAGAAAAUGUAAAGAAUAGUGUGCAUCCAUACUUCUAAUUUCGUCGUAUAGCGCAUAAUAAGUCAGAUGUUCUUGACUUUGACCAAUUUAAGGUUGUUCUGCACGAUCGGAUCAUUUUUAGCUCGACUAUACGAAGUAUAAGGAGAGCUAUCCUACUCGCUCCAGCGUCGGCGUCGGCGUCUUUCCGCGUCCCCACCUUGGUUAAAGUUUUGGUGCACUUUCUCUUUUUUCAACUUAUCUCUGUAAUUACUUGAUGGAUUUGAUUCAAUCUUGAAAUACUUAUUCCUCAUCAUCAUCCACAUCAUCUGACAUAAGGGCCAUAAGUCUGGAACCAAUAUUUCAUGAAUUAUCCCCCCUUUUCACUUAGAUUUUCAGGUUAAAGUUUUAAUGCACUUUCACUCUAUCUCUGUUAUUACAGAAUGGAUUUGAUUCAAACUUAAAAAAGUUGUUUAGCAUCAUCACCCACAUCAUAUGACGUAAGUUGCAUAACUCUGGCACAAUUUUUCUUGAAUUAUUCCCCUUUUUACUUAGAAUUUCAGGUUAAAGUUUUAUGCACUUUCACUCUAUCUCUGUUAUUACUGAAUGGGUCUGAUUCAAACUUAAACAAUUGUUCAACAUCAUUACCCUUAUCAUAUGACACAAGGUGCAUUAUUUCCCUUUUUAUUUAGAAUUUUAGGUUAAAGUUUUAAUGCACUUUCACUCUGUCUCUGUUAUUACUGAAUGGAUUUGAUUCAAACUUAAAAAAGUUGUUCAACAUCAUCACCCAAUCCAUACGACGCAAUAGGCAUAACUCUGGCACCAAUUUUUCAUUAAUUAUUCCCCCUUUUUACUUAGAAUUUCUUGUUAAAGUUUUGAUGCACUUUCACUCUGUCUCUGUUAUUACUGAAUGGAUUUGCUUCAAACUUAAAAUAGUUGUUCAACAUCAUCACCCACACUAUAUGACACAAGCUGCAUAACUCUGGCACCAAUAUUUAAUGAAUUAUGCCCCUUUUUGCUUAGGAUAUACUUAUAUAGUGUUUUGAUACAUUUUAUCUUUACCUCUCUUAUUACUUUAAGUUGAUAUUUUUGACAUAGACUCAGGCUAUUGUGCAAUAUCUUCAUCCACAAUUGGAGUCAUUAAACACUCCAGUGACAGCUCUAGGUUCCUCAGAUGUGCCCAGUUUCACUAUCCAGCAUCGAAAUAGUUGAGCGCGCUGUCUCCUGAGACAGCUCUUGUUUUACUUCCGAAUAUACUAAAAAAUCGACAAAUGAAAAACAUAGGGUCGCGUGCUUGAUUUUUGCUAGGAUAUUUGAAAAAUUUAUAACUCGCACAAGUUUUCAUUAUGGGUAUCUGUGGGAAGAUCACAAAUUUGACAGCAUUUUCGCGAUAAGAAUUUUUUCUUCAGUUUAAAUUUUAACAGUCAUAUAUAAACAUUAUGGUCUAUGAUAUGAUGAAAUAGAAUGUACAAGUCUGUUUGCUUGUUUUCUGAGAUAUGUGCCCAUGAUUAAAGAGAUCCGGACAUUGAGAUAUUUUUUGGAAUUAUUUUUCUUUUGUCAAAUGUUUUAAUGUAAUGUUUAAUCUUUAGAAAGAUAGUAACGUUACCAUUUUAAUGAAUUUAGUCACGGGUUGUUAAUUAUUAAUCAAUUCAUUCCUUAAAGGAGUUUCGUUCCAUACACUUGAGUCCAGAGAUUUUUUUCUACGUUAUCCGGAUAAAUCACGUGACGCCAUUGUAUCAAACUACAUAAACUACAUAAACAGAAACAUUAUCCAUUUUACUACUUUAUAAUGUGUAUUUAUCAUUUAAAAAUACAUGCACAUUUCUAUUCUUGUGUAUUAUACAGCUACUUUUAAUAUCGCUGUAAGUAAAUAUAAAUUUCAAUGUUCGAAGUGAUUAAGGGAAAGCAUCUGACUCAAUAAAUCAUUUUUUUCAGUAAACUGUAAUACUUUAAUAUACUUUUAUACCAUGCACUAAUAACUUGUUUUCCUAUGUUGGUUUUGUUCAAUAUAACCUGCUGUAACAGUUCUACAUUAUACAUUAUAUCUUUUUAUACAGGUAAAAUAAGAGUUGUGAGAUAUUUUAUUUGGAAGAUGUGUUUGUUGUGUUCGGCUGAUCCUGCCUUCGGAUCUUAUGUAUUUUUUGUCCUGUCUUUGUUAUUUAGCUAAUGAUUUUAUGCGAGCUAACGUCUAAUAAUAUAUACUUUUGCUGCUCACAAUGGCGCUAUAGUCCAUCUUACAUUAUUAAGAAUAGUUUAUAUACUAAACGUUCGAGUAUCUGGUUAGUUGUUUCCUGAACACAAAAUAUAUUCAAACCAUAUUCUGAGACAAUGCCCACAAAUGUAGAUUCACUGUAAAAGAUGUUGCCUUUUGAUAUGUCCAUGUACUAUACCGACAUUUUAAUACUUACGCAAAAGUAUGGGUGCCUACGUUCUAUAGAACUUUUUAAAAUACAUAUAUUAAUUAGAUUUCUUUUGGAACUUGGAAUUUCUUUGGAAAUGGAUCAAAAGACAGAAAACGACUAAUAUCUUAACUAUAAUAUUAUGCAUAUACGUUUUAAAAAUCAUUCUUGAAAAGUAUGAACUAUAGCUUGUAACACUUUAUAAUUGAGCCACGCCAUGAGAAAACCAACAUAGUGUCUUUGCGACCAGCAUGGAUCAAGACCAGCCUGCGCCACCGCGCAGUCUGGUCAGGAUCCAUGCUUUUCGCUUUCAAAGCCUAUUGCAAUUAGAGAAACCGUUAGCGAACAGCAUGGAUCCUGACCAGACUGCACGGAUGCGCAGGCUGGUCUGGAUCCAUGCUGGUCGCAAAGCCACUAUGUUGGUUUUCUCAUGGCGUGGCUCAUACGUUGUUUGAUGUAUGUCUGUUAAGACGUAUGACGAUGUUGUGUAUAAGUUAAAAUGUCAAUAAACGGGCUGUCAUUAGGCAGUCCCAAAAAGAUAAAAAAAGAACUGAAAUUACCAACACGUACUUUUUCAGGAUUCCAAAGAUAUGUUAUAAGUUAGUCAGUAGGUGUAAAUGUGGUUACGAUCAGCUGAAAUUUGACACAAUGAUACAAAUUAAAAGAGAUACAUCUUGGAUUCAUGCAUAUUCACUACGAAUAAACUCGUCACUAAUAUAAUGUGUGUAUAUGCUUAAGUCAAUCAUGCCGAGAAGGUACAUUAACUCGUAUGAGGUAUAAUUAACCCAUGCGUUGAAUAUUUGAUAACGCAGAAUAGAGAUUUAUGUAAUGAAUAAGCAUGAUUCUGGGAAGGGCUUAAUGUAAUGUUGUUAGAACUUGUUGCCCCACCCAUUUGCUUUUGUAUUUUUGUAAUUCUAUGUAUCUUCUUGCAUGUAUAUGUGAGCAAUAAAAUAUGGUUAAAUCAAUAAGCAUGACUUAAAAAUAGACUCCCGCCAAGUAAUCACGCAAUGAAAUAGUGUCUGGUCACGUGAUAUUUCUAGCAAUGCUGAGGUAGGCUUAAGGUUUGCAAUUACUAUCUUUCAUUUAAUUUUUGGGUAAAUGCAUAUGUGGAAUUUUUGUGUGUACAUAUAUGCUUAAGCUCGCGUGUGUUAAUUACGUGACAACAACAUCUGUGGAGGACAAAUUCUGUAUAGAACUGCGUUGAAUAAAUGUAGGCCUACGUGUAAAACAUCCGUUACCAUAUUUUUCAAAACAAUUAAGAAUACACAUAAAGUAACCUACCGAUAACAGUUUUCAUCACUGUCGUAUUAAACAUCUGUAACAUAGUGCUAAAACAGAUUUUCUUAAACGAGAGAAUAUUGCAUAUGCGCUAGAAGGAAGCUCUUGCUAA